GCCUCGCCACACGCGGGUGGACAGCAUUGCCUUCCUCCAGGGCAUCUCCAGACGGGUUUCCAGUGGAGCCGAGGCUGAGAGUUUCCUGUCGAGAUGACUGGGCUAUUCUACCCACACCUGUUGAGGAAGUUUGGUGAGCGGCCUCCACCUAAACGACUCACUAGGGAAGCUAUGCGAAAUUAUUUAAAAGAACGAGGAGAUCAAACAGUACUCAUUCUUCAUGCAAAAGUUGCACAGAAGUCUUAUGGAAAUGAAAAACGAUUUUUUUGUCCUCCUCCUUGUGUGUAUCUUAUGGGCAGUGGUUGGAAGAAAAAAAAAGAACAAAUGGAACGAGAUGGUUGUUCUGAACAAGAGUCUCAACCCUGUGCAUUUAUUGGAAUAGGAAAUAGUGACCAAGAGAUGCAACAGCUAAAUUUGGAAGGGAAGAACUACUGCACAGCCAAAACACUGUACAUAUCUGAUUCAGACAAAAGAAAACACUUCAUGUUGUCUGUAAAGAUGUUCUACGGUAACAGUGAUGACAUUGGUGUGUUCCUCAGCAAACGGAUCAAAGUCAUCUCCAAACCUUCCAAAAAGAAGCAGUCGCUGAAAAAUGCUGACUUGUGUAUUGCCUCAGGAACAAAGGUAGCUUUGUUUAAUCGACUUCGAUCCCAGACAGUUAGUACCAGAUACCUGCAUGUAGAAGGAGGAAAUUUUCAUGCCAGUUCACAGCAGUGGGGAGCAUUUUAUAUUCAUCUCUUGGAUGAUGAUGAGUCAGAAGGAGAGGAGUUCACGGUCAGAGAUGGUUACAUCCAUUAUGGACAGACUGUCAAGCUCGUGUGCUCAGUUACUGGCAUGGCACUCCCAAGAUUGAUAAUUAGGAAAGUUGAUAAGCAGACAGCAUUACUGGAUGCAGAUGACCCUGUAUCACAACUCCAUAAAUGUGCAUUUUACCUUAAGGAUACAGAAAGAAUGUACUUGUGCCUUUCUCAAGAAAGAAUAAUCCAAUUUCAGGCCACUCCAUGUCCGAAAGAACCAAAUAAAGAAAUGAUAAAUGAUGGCGCUUCCUGGACAAUCAUUAGCACAGAUAAGGCAGAGUAUACGUUCUAUGAGGGGAUGGGCCCUGUCCUUGCCCCAGUCACUCCUGUGCCUGUCGUAGAAAGUCUUCAGUUGAAUGGCGGCGGGGACGUAGCAAUGCUUGAACUUACAGGACAGAACUUUACUCCAAAUUUACGAGUGUGGUUUGGGGAUGUGGAAGCCGAAACAAUGUACAGAUGUGGAGAGAGCAUGCUCUGUGUGGUCCCAGACAUUUCUGCAUUCCGAGAAGGUUGGAGAUGGGUCCGGCAGCCAGUCCAGGUUCCAGUAACUUUGGUCCGUAAUGAUGGAAUCAUUUAUUCCACCAGCCUUACCUUUACCUACACACCAGAACCAGGGCCGAGGCCACACUGCAGCGCAGCAGGAGCAAUUCUCAGAGCCAACUCAAGCCAAGUGCCCACCAACGAAUCAAACACAAACAGCGAGGGAAGUUACACAAACGCCAGCACAAAUUCUACCAGUGUCACAUCGUCCACAGCAACUGUGGUGUCCUAACUACCGUCUUUUUGCUGGGACUUAAACUGACUUGAAUGCGGCAAAAAGUUGAAAGAAAGGAAGGAAGGAAAGAAAGAAAAGAAAGGCAAGGAUAAAAUGAACAAUUUUUUGUGGUUUCUUGGGAAAACUUUUCAUACCAGGUGAUCUAUUCAAAAGCCCCUUACCUGCAAGUACUGAUGUGAAAUGCAGAAGCCACAUAAAAUGAAAAACAUCAAAAUGUACAAACUGUUGGAAAUGAAGGUUUUCAGCUGUCUCUCUCACACACACCCCUUUUUUGGUUGGUUUUUGUUUGGUUUUGAUUAAAUGGUCAAGAAAUGGAAAUGUGGCUGGAGUACAGGUUAGGCUAGAAGACACACAUCUAACAUAGUUGUUAUGGACCAAGGGACUUACAUCAGCUUUAGUGAAAGGUACACUUCACCAUGCCUUUUUUAUAUCACAGUGUAGUACACCUUGUUACCAAAUAGGUUGCGCUCCCACCCUUUGAGCGUUGGCUCUGAAGUACGUUCAGGUUCGAGCCUGACCAUGCUUGUUCAAUCUGAGUACCGAACACUUCCAGGUUCUUUUGAUCUAAGGCUGGAACUUUUUUAAGCUGAAGUCUUAUGACUUUUUCAUACGUUGGAAUUAUUUUGAUUUCAGCAAGUCAAAUUUUGUAAAGGCCUGCAUAUUUUUUUUAAGAUUAUAUGAAGUCUGCAAAAAAGCUUUAAAGAUGCCUCUGCCUUGCCUGCAAUACAUGCAAUGUAUGUUAACUUAGUCUAUUCUCAGAUACUGUUGUUAGUUAUUUCUGUAUUUUCCUUUUUUUAAAAAAAAUGUAUUUAUAGUGGUAAUCUAAGAGAUUCUAACAUGUAUGUGGAGUUCGGUGUGGCCAUUUAGUCGUUUCUGAGGUUAAUGGCACCGUGGGCAUCACCAUUCGAAGGGUGUGCCUCUGCCUGCUCAUCAGUCGGUCGUGUUCCAGGGUUUGUUCAGGUUUCCCUUCUCCCCCAAAUCUUGUACAUAACUUGUAUUAUGUGUAAGUUAAACAUUUUAUCUUUAACUUGGAAUGUUCCCAGUGAUUACAUUCAACAGGGUGUUUCCCACCUUGUUAGCAAAUGAUAAAAAAUAUCAUGAGAAUUAUUUGCUACCAGGAUGGUGCCCUUAGGGUGAAAUGAGGAAAGUCUCUGCAGGAUGAUUUAUUGUACUUCUUUUUUUCCUUUUUAUAGCCUAGGCCAAAACAUCAUUAUAAUUUUAAACAUAAGACCAUGAAAUGGCUUUUAUUAGAUGAUAACUAAGUAAAGUGAACUAAAAAUAGCCAGAAGACAGUAUCUUAGAAACAGAUAGUUGUAAGUUUAUAAAACUACAAAUGUAACUUAUAUUUCCAUUUUCCUCUUUGUCCUUUGUUUUUCCCUAGUAGAAAUGUUCUGUCCAAUUUCCUUUUCUUUUCAGUUAAGCUUCAGUUGCAUUCAGGCUUUUGUGUCAGCCUUGUGUGCUAAUAGUGCCAGUUUUAAUUUGCUUCUAUCCCUGCACGUUGGUGAGGCGUUGUUCAGUUUCUUGGGAACUGCAGCAGACUUAUGUGGCUACGUUU
Acomys russatus (golden spiny mouse) is the source of this 3127-nucleotide messenger RNA. RefSeq names its product recombination signal binding protein for immunoglobulin kappa J region (gene Rbpj). The record is from RefSeq and is a predicted model, not a curated record. The coding region runs from base 94 to 1569 and encodes 491 amino acids. Lineage: Eukaryota; Metazoa; Chordata; Mammalia; Rodentia; Muridae. The transcript has 11 exons. Gene Ontology annotation, cellular component: MAML1-RBP-Jkappa- ICN1 complex; nucleus. Gene Ontology annotation, molecular function: DNA-binding transcription activator activity, RNA polymerase II-specific; RNA polymerase II cis-regulatory region sequence-specific DNA binding. Gene Ontology annotation, biological process: Notch signaling pathway; regulation of transcription by RNA polymerase II.